Molecule: messenger RNA, 1568 nt
Organism: Diceros bicornis minor
Lineage: Eukaryota; Metazoa; Chordata; Mammalia; Perissodactyla; Rhinocerotidae
Gene: VMA22
Product: coiled-coil domain containing 115
Exons: 5
Coding region: 98-739 (213 amino acids)
Biological process (GO): vacuolar proton-transporting V-type ATPase complex assembly
Cellular component (GO): extrinsic component of endoplasmic reticulum membrane
Source: RefSeq, a predicted model, not a curated record
GAGACUCUGAGGGCCGCGCCUGCGCAACGCAGCCCUUGCUUCCGCCCUCAACCAAGAGGGUCACUGGAGGCUUCACUAGACUUUGCUGCUGCGGAGAAUGACCAAUGUUAAGAUGGCGAACAGCGGGUGGGAGUCGCAAGGCGAUCGGCCAGUCCGGAAGCACAUGCCCACUGGGGCAACCAAUAGGCUGGGGGGUCAAAAUGUCAUUUGGUUUACGACAGCCGUUAAUAAAGACGUCGGCCCGUGGCUUCACCCCGUCUCGCCGGGCUGGCUUUCGCUUUCUAAGGCUCGCUAUGCCAUGGGCGCCAAGUCGGUGGGGCCCCUGCAGUACGCCUCCCGCAUGGAGCCCCAGCUCUGCGUCUGCACCAGCGAGGCCCAGGACGGACUUCAGAAGUUCUGGGUGGUGAGAGCUGGCACCCAGACUCCAGAGGAGGUGGGGCCCCGCGAGGCAGCCUUUCUUGGUCCAGGUCUGCGCAGGCGCAAGGGUCUCACCAGGAUGGCAGAUCGGGAGCCCUCCCCAGCCCCCCAGGACCCUCUGAACUGGUUUGGAAUCCUGGUUCCUCACAGUCUGCGACAGGCCCAGGCCAGCUUCCGAGAGGGCCUGCAGCUGGCUGCAGAAAUGGCCACCCUUCAGAUCCGCAUCAACUGGGGCCGAAGCCAGCUCCGGGGGCUCCAGGAGAAACUCAAGCAGCUCGAGCUGGGGGCUGCCCAGCCUGGGAUCACAGAGGCAGGGCAGUGAGCACAGCUGUACUUCGAUGUGGCUGCCUCAUCUCAGGCCUUCUUCCUUCACAGAUUGCCCCUGCCCUCACUCCCACCCCAGCUAAUCCUCCCUCCUUAGAAUUUCUCUGGUCUCCAUGUUUCCAACUUGGUUAGGUGUGAAAGUUUGAAGGGGCAAACUGAGGAAUGUUGGAAGUCACUACUGUGAAACCAUGUCUAGGCUUGUAUUCUGCUAGGACACAUGUGGGGCAGGUGCAAAGCUCUUCGGUUAGUUCUUAUUUGUGAACAGCUAGAACAAUCUCAUGGAUAAAUCAGUUGUGGUUGCAUAGCUGGAUGAACCACUGCACAGGCAGUGGCAGGGAAGUGCAAGUAGGCCUUCAGCUUCACUAGAUCCUCAGAACUGACUUGGAAGGAAAACCAUACACGGCUAACAUCAGGACAGUAUGAUUCCACAGUAACAAAAAACACAAACACCUGAGUAGGUGGGCAGCCUUUGAGCCAGAAAGUAAAAAAGAUCUGACUUAGAUUUUCAAGGGAACUCUAAGAGACUUUUCACGUUUUUAAAAACCUGCUUUUAUCUUUCCAGGAGUGAGACAGCCUCUUUUAAUUUGUUGAAGGGCCAAUUGUAUUUCCUGUUCUGGGAACUAGGUGUUCUUGCUUCAUUUUCCUAGUGGGUUGUUGGUACUUUUAGUAGUUUCUGGGAGCUGAUCUUUAUGUUUGGGGGAAAUUAGUCCUUUGUUCAUAAUAUGAGAUGUAAUAUUUUUUCCCAGUUUAUCUUUUAACUUUGCUUAUGGUGUUUUAAUUGUAAAAUACUUUUUAUUGUAAAAUAAAACACAUUACAUUGAACUGCA